Molecule: messenger RNA, 1443 nt
Organism: Gracilinanus agilis (Agile Gracile Mouse Opossum)
Lineage: Eukaryota; Metazoa; Chordata; Mammalia; Didelphimorphia; Didelphidae
Gene: TMIGD1
Product: transmembrane and immunoglobulin domain containing 1
Exons: 7
Coding region: 89-874 (261 amino acids)
Biological process (GO): cell-cell adhesion
Cellular component (GO): cell-cell junction
Molecular function (GO): cell adhesion molecule binding
Source: RefSeq, a predicted model, not a curated record
AAAGGUUCAUGUUAUUUCACAGGAGAGACUGUGGUUGAAGGAAGUCAGUUUCCCAAAGGUUAUCAAGAUAUUACUGAUAUUACUAAAGAUGGCCUGGAAGAAGAACAGACUAAUAGAAAGCUUUGGGUCACUCCUCUUAGUGAUUGUACUUCUGCCAGGUGCAUUAAUGAAUGUCAUCCUAACUGUGAACAACAACCCUGAAAACUUUGUCCUACCCGCCACAGUUAACUCUUCAAAGUCUCUGAUAUGUGCAGUUCAGAAUCACAGUCAAGGGGAAGAGUUACUCUGGUACCGGGAAAAUGGGAGAGUAGACCUGAGAGAUGGAAACAAAAUCAACUCUAGUGCCAUCUGUAUCUCCAUCAGUGAGGAUGACAAUGGGGUCACCUUCACCUGCAAGUUGCAACGGGACCAAUCCAUGAGCAUCUCUGUGAUUCUGAAUGUCACUUAUGGUCCUACUCUGAGUGGGAAAGAUGUCCAAACAGCCGAGGAAGGAAGCAAUGUGAAAUUAGACUGUAAUGUGAAGUCCAACCCCUCGGCUGAAAUGACGUGGUACAAAAACAGCGAUGCCCUGAAUCUGGAGAAAAACCAUCACCAGAUAUAUCAGACAAGUGAGCUGUUCCAGCUGUCCAUCUCCAAAGUCCAGAAAUCUGACAAUGGGACAUAUAGCUGCCAAGCAAAAUAUCUUGAGCAAACGAGAACCAAGGAUUUCCACUUGAUCAUUGAAGAUAAAAAAUUUACAGUUCCCAUUGAACCCAUUAUUGCUGCAUCUGUGGUGGUCUUCCUCACCAUAAUGUUUGGAGUGAUUGCAAGAAGACAAAAGCUAAUGAAGCUCUGCAUUAAAGACCAGAGACCUCAAAGCGAAACCCCUCUGUAAAGAAUCGAGCUGCCUGUCUAAAAUGAGAAGAGGGCAGUACCAGGGCCUCCCUGGGUGUGGAAUCUCUUGUGUAUUCCUUGCUUUUAUUAAAAUGUGCUCUCUUUGGAUGGUCAGUGAUAAUUGAAAAGGUGUUGUGUUAAUUAUUUAAUGCCAAUCCAUUUCUUUUGGCAAAUCUGAGGUGCCAGGAGAAGGAUUCCAAGGAAACUAGGAAAUCUUAGAAUUUGGACAAUACUUCUCAGGGAUUAAUGUGGCAAUAAGCCUUCAGGAAAUCCCAUUUCCCACCUCUGCACCUUUGCAUAAGUAUCUGGAAUGUAUAUCCCCUUCAUCCCCUUUUCCUAGAAUCCCUGACUCCCUUCAAAGCAGAGCUUAGGGGUCUUUCCUAAUCUCCCCAAUUAUCAGCACCCAAUUAAUCUGUAUAUGCUUUGUAUUUAUUUAUCUGGAUACAAUUAUGUCCCUCCCUGUCCCCUACUCCUACCCUUGGAAUAUUAAGUCCUUGAAGGCAGGGAAUGUUUUAGUUUUUUUAGUCUUUGCAUCCUCAAUUCCUACCAUUGGGAACUUAAUAAAGAUUA